This is a messenger RNA of Periconia digitata, 1020 nucleotides long. The record is from the annotation of a GenBank genome assembly. Lineage: Eukaryota; Fungi; Ascomycota; Dothideomycetes; Pleosporales; Periconiaceae.
GAAACAAUGGCUCACCUUACAAGAGCAGAAGUUUUAGCAUCUGGUGAAGUGGAUCCGGAAUUUCGGAAGGCUUUUGAAGCCCGACCGCUUAUCAUGAAUGGAUCCACUUUCCUUGAGUCUCGUGCUUUACGGGCCGAACACCUUCAAAGGCUCAGACAUUUGUACUCGAUACCCGGACCCAUUCCCGAAGUCAUUGAGACAAUGCAAGAUAUUCCUAUGCGGGAUGGGGAAAACAUUCGUGUACGCGUCUACCAACCGGCUAAUGGACCUCCUGAAGGAGGCAGCCCGCUAAUUAUGAUGUAUCACGAAGGAGGGUGGUGCAUGGGGGAUCUUACAGACGAGGAUUUGAACUGUAGAAUGUUUGCUCGAGACUUGAAGGCCGUCUGUGUGAAUGUAGAAUAUAGGCUAGCUCCAGAGCAUAAAUUCCCCAUUGGAGUUAACGAUUGCUGGGAUGCUCUCGAAUGGGCUACCAAAAAUUCUUCGACACUUCGCGCAACGCCUUCCCAGGGACUCGUAGUAGGCGGAUCCUCUGCCGGAGGAAACAUCGCAGCAGUUCUUGCCCUGCUCUCUCGCGACAGCAAUUUUUCUCCCCCAAUUACUGGCCAGUUCCUCAGUGUUCCUGUCGUCCUUCCCAGCCAGAACGUACCGUCACAUUUCUCUCACCUUUACACUUCCCGCUUCGAUAACAACUCUGAUCCUGUCCUCCGCGAUAUGGGCGAUGAUUCUAGGAUCUCGCAGAUAUACGAGCCUGAAAAGAAUAGUCCAUUGUGGGAUCCAUUCAAUCAUGUAGAUGGCCAUAAAGGGGUUGCAAAAGCUUUCUUUCAGGUUUGUGGCUUGGAUCCGUUGAGAGAUGAGGCAGUGUUGUAUGAUCAGAAAUUGCGGGCGAGUGGGGUCUUGACGAGGUUUGAGUUGUAUGGUGGGGUCGGACAUAUGUUUUGGACGAACUGGCCGGAGUUGGAGCGGAGUAAGAAAUUUGUGGAGGAUACGGUCAGAGGGAUGAGUUGGUUGUUAGAAAAAUGA